AUGCCGACGUCUACGGGCAACACCAGAGAUGUGGUGGCUGAUGAGAGCCAUCGCAGUAUCAUUAUAGGGGUACAGACGGCACUGACGGCCCUGGCCGUCGUUGUUGUCUGUCUCCGUUUAUAUGUUCGCAUGAAGAUUGUUAGGAGUUCCGGGUGCGACGACUGGAUUAUGGCUCUUGCGACGCUCUGUUCCCUCGGCGGCUGGAUCCUCUACGUCUACAAAACAUGUCACGGCCUCGGGCACCACAUCCAAUUCCUUGACGACAUGGAGAGAAUGAAGUUGGACGAAGCGGCGUUCUGGCAGGUCAUUAUCUGCUCGGCUACUGGGAUCGCGUUGCUCAAGAUAUCCAUUGCCUUGAAUUUGCUGAGGUUCAGCCCGACCCGAUGGUACACCAUGUCUUUAUGGGCAAGUAUUGCUUUUGUCGCAGCGUACAGCUUCAUGGGCGCGAUGACAUUCUUCCUCCAUUGCAAACCGAUGCAAGCACAUUGGGAUAAGCAAAUCAAAGAUGCGAAGUGCUACUCCGUACAUCUAUUUGUCGUCUUCGCUCUUAUCAAUACAUCCUUCAACAUCUUCACCGAUGUUCUUUUCGCCACGAUCCCCAUCCCAAUCGUCUGGAAUUUACGCAUGAAGCGUCAAGUUCGCAUGUAUCUGAUCGGUGUCUUCAGUCUCGGUUACUUCACAGUUGGUCUAGGCGUUAUCAAAGCAGUUGCUCAGCUCGCAUACUCCAAUGAGACGGAUAUUUUCUUUAACGACUCUAUCCUCUUCUGGGGCCUUGCUCAAUUCAAUGUUGGAAUUCUUACCGCCUGUGUUCCGUCGCUUAAGCCGCUUGUCAGGAGAGUUCUCAAGCUAUCCGAAUACACAGAUUCACGCUCGCGCUCACGUGGACUAUAUGGCAGACGUUCAACAGGUCGCUGGACGAGUAGCAGGCAUAGCCGUCGGGUGUUCUCAAUCCAUAGGCGGGACCAAUAUGGAAUUGAGGAGUUGCACAGCCAUGAUUUGUCUACGCGCAGCCAGUCUGAUGAAGUGAAGCUCACGCCGUACGGAGCAACGGUGUCAUUUACGGCUCAUGCUGAGAGGGGGAGGCUUGACGAUAACAGUGGGAUCGAGGAGGCUGUAAUUGGCGAAACGUCUCUAGAAAAACGAGUGGUUGGAGGUAUCUUGAAGACAACGCAAACUACUGUCAUUAGCAGCAGGGCUGUCGAUUAG
Messenger RNA from Aspergillus pseudotamarii, 1206 nucleotides. RefSeq lists its product as uncharacterized. The record is from RefSeq and is a predicted model, not a curated record. The transcript is spliced from 7 exons. Bases 1 to 1206 code for a protein of 401 amino acids. NCBI's taxonomy places the organism in Eukaryota, Fungi, Ascomycota, Eurotiomycetes, Eurotiales, Aspergillaceae.